AUGGUGCCCACGCCCCAGGUGUGCGUAUCCACCCUGGUGACGGUGAGCACGAUGGCGGUGGUGGACCUCUACCUGCUGGAGCAAAGCAUGCCGGGAGCACGCGGGGCGGCGGGGCCCGGCGCGUGGCAGUGCGCCGCCGUCUUACUGGGCGACGCCGGCUUCCUGCUGGCGCUGCGCUUCGUGUCGGCCGGGGUGGUGUCGGAGGCGCGCUCGCCCCGCCGGGGCUUCGCCAACGCCUUGUGGUUCCUCUUCCUGUCGCUCCUCCAGCUCAAGCUCUUCUUCGUCUGCCACAACUACAGGCAGGAGCGGCGGCCGCCCGACCCGCUGGCCAGAAAGGUCCUGACGCUCCUGCUCUCCGUCUGCCUGCCGUCCCUCUUCCUCAUCCUGACGGGGGCCGACUACAUGACGCCCCAGCGGAGGAAGCAGGAGGUGCGGGGGCGCCUCCUGUGGGUGGUGGUGGACCUGCUGGACGUGUUGGACCUGCAGGCCGGGCUGUGGGAGGCCCAAGGAGGGGCGGCGGCCCCCGAGCGACGGCUCCCCGUCUGGGCCGAGGGCUUGGUUUUCUUCUACUGCUACGCCCUUCUGCUUUUGCUACCGUGCGUGGCCCUCACGGAACUGGGGGCCACGGGCCUCCCGGGACAGAGGGGCCCCCGCAGGGAGGCUUUGUACCCGUGGCUCAGCCUGGUCACCGUCAACGUCUUCACCCUGGGCCUGAGGGGCGCCGGCGUGCUGUGGUACAGGGACCCCCGAGUAUCCACCGUCUUCCUGGGGAAGAACCUACUGGCGCUGGCGGUGAAACUGAGCUCGGCUCGCGAGAGGCAAAAGCAGGAGCGCGGCGCGGGGGCGUCGCCCGGGGUCCGACGAGAAGAAACCGCGUCGGCCGGUCGCCGCGCCGAGCGGGGAGAGAGUCAAACGGAGGUCAACUUUCACGCGCCGUCCGGCUCGCGGAGCCCGGGCCGCGCCGACUCACCUUUAGCGCCCUCCUUCAUCUCCCAGGAACUCUAA
Nerophis lumbriciformis (worm pipefish) is the source of this 1005-nucleotide messenger RNA. Lineage: Eukaryota; Metazoa; Chordata; Actinopteri; Syngnathiformes; Syngnathidae. The record is from RefSeq and is a predicted model, not a curated record.